Ctenocephalides felis (cat flea) is the source of this 1148-nucleotide messenger RNA. Its product is annotated as nuclear pore complex protein Nup214-like. The record is from RefSeq and is a predicted model, not a curated record. Lineage: Eukaryota; Metazoa; Arthropoda; Insecta; Siphonaptera; Pulicidae. The transcript has 8 exons. The coding region runs from base 24 to 1148 and encodes 374 amino acids. Gene Ontology annotation, molecular function: protein binding.
UAAAAACUAUCAGUGUAUCCGAUAUGAAAGGCUCCAUAAUUUCUGUUCAAUGGCUGAGCAAUGAUCAGUUUGCAGCUACAUUUCUUGAUUCUUCAGAUCCUAAAAAUCCACCUAAUGUAGUUAUAAUAAAUGCUUCAAAAUCUGGACAGAUUUAUAGUAUAAAUUAUGAUGAAGUUUGUUAUAGCUCAAGAAAUUGCACUCCAAAAUCAAUUUAUUUUAUACAUCAGCAAUCAUGGUCACUUUUGUUUGUACUUUCUGUGAAUAGUAUUGAAGUUGGUUUAUUAGCGGGUAUUAUUGCGCAAGAUGUUUGUAAUUGGGAACAAUGGUUUUUGGCGGAUGAUGCUAGAGCAGAACUUCCAUUAGUUGGAAGAUAUGAAUCCUUCAUGUGCGGUUAUGCUCUUGAUACUGGAAGCACUAAACAAAUUACUAUCGGUAAUAAUAAAACUUUACAACCAAUGCCAAUGUUACAUUUACUUACGGAUCAUGGUUUCCUAAUCAGUUUUGACGCCUUGAAUUUAAAAAAUGAUGCACCCUGUAUAUGCUCUCCUCCUGAACCUAUAAAAGAUGGCAGUGGUCUAUCUUCAUUCAUCAUUGAAAGCUCUACAGAAACACCAAACGCAAACACUCAAACAGCAACACAAGCUACUGCAGUUACUUCUCCUUCCAAAAAUGAGAAUUUGUUUACAAGCUCAGUUCCCAACCAAGAGCUAAAACCAAAUAUGACUGUGCAUUCCAGUGAAGAUUUUUCGUUUAUGAUUAAUAAUCCUGCAAUUACAUCCACACCAGCUAAGUCUAUUAAUACUUUGAAUCAGGAGCAUAAGGAAAAAUUAGCACUUUCAUUAUCUGUAAAGGCAAAUUUAGUAAUGGAUAAAACAAUAGGUUCGAAACCUCCAAUAGAAUCAAAACAGAGCUUAACAACACAAACUUUGUGCUCAAAAACAGAUGAUCAUGCUUUUAAUUUUACUGCAACAUCUCAAAAUCAAUUAAAAAUUGAAAAAUGUACAACAUUACAACCCAUAAAUCAAACAGCAGGAAGUACUCAAGAUGCUGUUUCCAGCCUGGAAAAGAAAUCAGAUGAAUUGGAGAAUUCAAAUGUGGAUGAAGACAGUGAGGAAAUUGAUGAAGAAUUCUUAAUCUGCUUCAAUUAG